This is a messenger RNA of Fomitiporia mediterranea MF3/22, 294 nucleotides long. RefSeq lists its product as uncharacterized. Lineage: Eukaryota; Fungi; Basidiomycota; Agaricomycetes; Hymenochaetales; Hymenochaetaceae. The transcript is spliced from 2 exons. The annotation marks the transcript as partial. The record is from RefSeq and is a predicted model, not a curated record.
GAGAACAUAUUUGGGAUGGAUGAGUCUGGGUUUCCUCCAGCCAAUAAUAGUAUGAGGUGUGUUAUUGGAGCUAGAGGGAAAAGGAUUCAGCACAAGCAAGGAGGGGCAAAUAGAGAGACUGUAACUGCUAUUGUUACAAUCUGUGCUAAUGGCACUUACCUGAAGCCAGUUAUCAUCUUCAAAGGUCAGAAUAUCUGGUUUACUUGCUCUCCUAAUGGCUGGACUGACAGUGAAAUUGCUCUAGACUGGUUCCAGAAUUGUGAGGGAUUACCAUAUAUAGUAGACCAUACAUAG